GUUUUGGUACAUAAGUAAUAAGUACAUAUUUCUAGUUUCAUUAUUACAUUUGUUUUCGUUUAUUGUAAAAACUAAUGAGUUAUUUAAAUGUCGAUAUAUGUUAUUAAUGUUCUAAAGUAAAGUUUCAAAUGUUAUGUUCUCGAUGGAUAGUACAUUCAAAACAUUUGUUUAAUUGUGUUGCUCAACUAUCUAAACAAAUUGAUUAUUCUUCAUUUGUUAGCAAUUAGAUAUGCGUAGUUACUGAUUUGUAUUUAAACCAUGUGCCCUUAUCGGUUUAAAAGAAAAUGUAGACAUUUGCAAUUGUAGUCGAUUAUUGUUCGACUAGGUGAAUACUGGAAAAUAACAAACUCCAAAGGACUUUUUACAUUCGUACAAUGUCUUCCAAAUGGACGUGUGUAUUAAUUGUGGGUUUUCUUCUAUUUUCCUUUUAUCAUUCUAUUAAUGGUUUAUUGUGUUAUUGUGACUUAUGUUUUGAUACAAACUUCACUUGCACUACCGAUGGAUAUUGUUUUACAAGUAUAUCACUUAACAAAGAUACCGGUGUGAUUCGACAUUCAUCUAGUUGUUUGCACAAGAACCAGUUUUUCCCACCAGAAAAGCCAAAAUUAUGUUUUCGAAGACAGUUUUUGGAUGAAACUUCAAUGCUGUGUUGUCAAGAUCGAGAUUAUUGUAAUCGCUGGUUAUACCCAAAACUUGUUGAAGUUAAACCUACAGAUGAUACUGAAAAUGGCCAUAAAACUAAAAGAUUGGGUACAUGGGAACUGGCUAUUAUAAUAGCUGGUCCAAUAGGAGUUGUAUGCUUAGUAGUUAUGCUUAUUAUGAAUUUUUGGGUUGAAUCAAAUAAACGUCAUAAUAUAAGAUAUCUACGAACUCCUAGAAACAUAGCUGCUGAUCAACAACCUAUUUUAGCUGCUGCUGUUUCUUUGAGAGAUAUGAUUGAAAUGACUACUAGUGGAUCCGGAUCCGGCUUGCCACUUUUGGUCCAACGAAGCAUUGCUCGUCAAAUCCAACUUGGAGUACCUAUUGGUAAAGGGCGUUUUGGUGAAGUAUGGCAAGGAAAAUGGCGCGGGGAACAAGUGGCUGUCAAAAUUUUUUCAUCUAGAGAGGAACGGUCAUGGUUUAGGGAAGCUGAAAUAUACCAAACUGUAAUGUUGAGACACGAUAAUAUUUUAGGAUUUAUUGCUGCUGAUAAUAAAGAUAAUGGUACGUGGACUCAGUUAUGGUUAAUAACUGACUACCAUGAAAAUGGAUCAUUAUUUGAUUUUUUGAAUCGUAGUACAGUGGAUACUAAUGGAAUGAUUCGCAUGGCAUUGUCUAUUGCAACAGGUCUAGCUCAUUUACAUAUGGAAAUUGUUGGUACUCAAGGUAAACCGGCCAUUGCACAUCGUGAUCUCAAAUCUAAAAAUAUUUUAGUUAAAUCCAAUGGAACUUGUGCUAUUGGUGAUUUAGGACUAGCUGUACGAUAUGAUACUACUAUGGACACAGUUGAUAUACCAUUAAAUCAUAGAGUCGGCACAAAACGAUAUAUGGCCCCUGAAGUUUUGGAAGAAACAAUUAACAUGAACCAUUUUGAUUCAUUUAAAAGAGGUGAUGUAUAUGCUUUGGGUUUAAUUUUAUGGGAAAUAACAAGGAGGUGUAAUAUUGGAAAUAUUCAUGAAGAAUAUCAGUUACCAUAUUAUGAUAGCGUACCAUCUGAUCCUACUAUUGAUGAAAUGCGCAAAGUUGUUUGUUUAGAAAUUAGACGACCACCUAUUCCACAGAGGUGGAAUACAUACCCAUGUUUGCAAACAAUGAGCAAAUUAAUGCAAGAGUGUUGGUAUCAUACUGCAUCUGCCCGUCUUACUGCAUUACGCAUUAAAAAAACUCUAGCCACACUAGGUGCCAUGCAGAAUCAUAAUAUUAAUAUAAAUAUUUAA
Messenger RNA from Sipha flava (yellow sugarcane aphid), 1916 nucleotides. RefSeq names its product TGF-beta receptor type-1 (gene babo). Gene Ontology annotation, biological process: activin receptor signaling pathway; protein phosphorylation; cellular response to growth factor stimulus. The coding region runs from base 375 to 1916 and encodes 513 amino acids. Gene Ontology annotation, cellular component: activin receptor complex; plasma membrane. The transcript has 9 exons. Gene Ontology annotation, molecular function: activin binding; ATP binding; activin receptor activity, type I. Lineage: Eukaryota; Metazoa; Arthropoda; Insecta; Hemiptera; Aphididae. The record is from RefSeq and is a predicted model, not a curated record.